GCUGCUCACAGUAAACUCUAAAGAGAAAAUGCGAUAUGAGAGGUAUAAGAACCACCUGGAUCCUCCCUCCAGGUGGAACACUACCACGGUCAAAGUAUUCGACUCUCUCUUAGCAGUGCUAUGCCUCUUGUCCAGCAGUAACUGCUGACAUUCCUUUCCCUUUCUAUCGAUACCCCGUAUUAUUCCUAUCUAUAAUACAAUACAUCAACAAGAUGGCAGAAGAAGCAUUAACACAGCCCUUCACCCGGAGUAGCCUCCGAGGUGCCGAUGGCGAGAAUCUCAGAGCGUCGCGGACGCACUCGAUCGAUGAUGCAGACCCUCUCGACCUGCCUUACCGCCAGGUCACUGCGGAGGCCGACAUGCAGGAGUAUACGACGGAGACGAGGGAGGGUCAGAUCAUCAAACCGGUCCGGUCAAGAGUCACGGGCGAGAUGGAGGAUUGGAAGUUGGUGACCUUCACUGAGGGUGAUCCAGAGAAUCCCAAGAAUUGGUCCAAGCUCUUCAAGUGGUACAUCACCAUGGUUGUCGCUUUCACAUGUUUCGUCGUCGCUUUCUGCAGUAGUGUCAUCACCGCCGAUCUCGAAGGUGUUGCGGAGACCUUCCAUGUCUCCCGGGAGGUGGCGUUCUUGACAAUCACUUUGUUCGUUAUUGGAUUCGGUGUUGGACCUAUGGCCUUUGCUCCCAUGUCCGAGAUGUUGGGGCGUCGGGUCAUCUACGCAUCGACGCUCCUCCUCGCCGUGGUUUUCGUUAUUCCUUGUGCCGUUUCCAAGAAUAUCGGCACACUCCUUGCCUGUCGAGCUAUUGACGGCAUUGCCUUCAGUGCCCCAAUGACCCUCGUCGGUGGUACCCUGGCUGAUCUCUGGAGGAAUGAGGAGAGAGGUGUCCCUAUGGCCGCCUUCAGUGCUGCGCCCUUCAUGGGUCCCGCCAUCGGUCCUCUGGCCGGUGGUUUCCUGGGUGACGCUGCUGGUUGGAGAUGGCUCUACUGGCUUCAAUUGAUUCUCUCUGGUGUCGCCUGGUGUCUGAUCACGUUCACUGUCCCUGAGACAUAUGCCCCCACCAUUCUGGCCAAGAGAGCAAAGAAACUGAGGAAGGAAACGGGCGACCAGAAGUACGUGACAGAGACAGAGCUCGAUUCUCGGUCUAUGGGUGAGAAGCUGAAGAUCUUCCUUCUCCGACCCUUCGCUCUUCUCUUCCUCGAGCCUAUUGUGUUGUUCAUUUCCAUAUACAUGUCUGUCCUGUACGGAUUGCUCUACAUGUUCUUCGUUGCGUAUCCCGUUGUCUACCAAGAAGGAAAGCAUUGGAGUGCCGGGUCCACUGGUAUGAUGUUCAUUCCGCUCGCCAUCGGUGUCGUCAUGAGUGCUUUCUUUUCUCCUUUGAUCAACAAGCAUUACCUCUGGAUGUGCUCCAAGUGCCCAGGCAAGCCACCGGCCGAGUAUCGUCUGAUCCCUAUGAUGGCUUCUUGCUGGCUUAUCCCCAUCGGAUUGUUUAUCUUCGCCUGGACUUCCUACCCGCGUAUCCACUGGUUCGGACCCGCCAUUGGAGGUUGGCCCGUCGGAUUCGGCUUCAUUUACCUCUAUAACUCUGCCAACAACUAUCUUGUUGAUACUUAUCAACAUCAGGCAGCUUCUGCACUCGCUGCGAAAACCUUCCUUCGAUCUAUGUGGGGUGCCAGCGCUGUUCUGUUCACAGAGCAGAUGUACCACCGUCUUAAUUACCAGUGGGCCAGUACUCUCCUUGCCUUUAUUGGUUUGGCCUGCUGCGCUAUCCCCUUCGUCUUCUGGUUCAAGGGUGCUGCUAUCCGGAAGCACUCUCGCUACGCCUUCGGUGACGACGACGAGGUGGAGAAGGAACCUGCUGGCGAGAAGCAGGUUUAAUCGCUUCUAGUCAGAUUCUUAAUACCCACUAUUUUCUAUGGUUUUUCUCCCAUAUUAUUAUCCUUUUUAGGAUACUAAUCUUCGGUUCUUUUUUUUCUCGCUUCUUCCCUUCCUCUUGGAACCCGUGUGUCAUCAUGACUUGCAUGAUCUGCAUUGGCGAAAAAAAGCUUCGGAGUUUAUUCAUGGCAUGGGGCUUUUCAUUUGAUUUUACAGCACAGUACAUAUAUCCAUGUUUUGAUGUUAAUAUAGAUAGAUAGAUAACUAUUAACUAAUGACAUAGAAUUAUGAAAAAAAAAAAAAAAAAAAAAAAAAAAAGGGAAGAGAAAGGGCACAACCAUAGUUGUAACUUAUGCGGAAAUCGGAUGAAAGGAAUGGAUGCAAUGAGAGAACAUCUAAUUAAUAGAUCGGUACCGGCAAUUAACCCAAUACGAUGCACCUUAAAAGUAAAAUUAAAGAAUUAAGAAAAAAAAAUUUUUUUUUUUGAAUACGAGAACAGGAUUUCUUCUGCGUCCGUAAAAUCGAAUCCGGUGACUGGGUAGGGUAACUGAAGUCAUACAAUACCUUUCUGUUGGGAACUCGGCGCACGAAGCGAAGCGUCGCUCGAAUCGAUCUUUCCUUGUGGUGCAGUGUGGGCCGGUGAGAGACUGACAUCACCAUGUGCCGGAUCUAGAAUCCAAUAGUCUCAUGUCUCACGAAAGCUGAGAUAGCAAGAGAACCGGGCUGGUUGGGGCUGCAUUCACCGAAAUCAGGCGAUGGUAGUCGUACGUCGUCGGGGAUUUUUUUUUUUUGUUACGUAUCUAUUCUUCGAUUGUUAAUAGUCACUGCUAUUAUUACCGACUAUCAUCGUCGUUCUUCCUCUUCCGCGGAAGGGAAUCGGUGUGCUCCGUAGAAAUGGCGGUAGGCGUAGAAGAACAUGUCUUCGGGUUGGCUAAUGACUAUCUCUGGAGCGGAAACGGAGUGCUCAAGGGUAAGUAAGGAAAGAUUGAUCUCAGAUGGUUAGGGCAGGAUCGCGUCUUGCUAAUGAUAAUCCCCAGGCCCAUACAGAUUCGGCUAACGGCAACGGCUAGCUAGGAUGCAGUGCCUGGUCGUUCGGUUCGUUCCGCGAUAUGUCGUUUGAUAUGGAUAGGAACAUCAGCGUGGUUUCGUGUCCUUAGCAACCAAGUUGAAACAAUGCGGCUCUGCAGUGAACUGCUGAAAGGAAUAUCCGCUGCUAUGUGCCUCAUUAGCAUCCUCAAUGUCCCCUGUCCAGAUGGCAUACAAGGCCAGAUCUCUAGCUGAUAUCCCUCCGGCUGUCGCAGAAAUCAGUUCGAGUAGGCUGAUGUGAGUUUACCGAUAUCGCUGUCACUCGUCCAUAAUGAGGUGGUGUUCGAAGUCACGUCCAGUUCGCCAUGAUCCAGGCACAGGUCAUUUGCCCCGAGGCGACAGUGGCAUUGGUGAAAUUCGAGUAUUUUCAGCUCGUAUCGAGAUGUCAUGGAAGUUUCUUGGAAACUCAGGGGAACAUUCAUAGGACACCACCUGCCACGCAUGGCAAUAUACCCCUUCCCUCGCAUCUCCGAGACCAUCCGGAACCGGUUGAAUCCAAAAUACCGCACGCCCAGUGUUACCUCGGUGGAUGUGUCCAAGAACUGCGACACCAGCUCAAGCAUGAACUGGUAUAUACUGCGUUACACGCUUCGUCCUCUGCUGCCAGCUCCACGCUCGGGGCUCUAUAUAUCCCGUUAUUGGCUAUUCAACUGGCCUGGGAAAUGCCAUUUGCCCGGCAUCAUAACGAGAACACGUGGCGGGUAGCAGCUGCGACGGGCCCUGAUACGGAGAGAGUGGAUGCGAACAUCAAAGUUCGUCUGCCGGUUCCACAACUAUACCGAGAUCUCCAUGUACCGAGAAGUGAUCCGCAAGCCACUUCUGCAUAUGACUCGCGUACUGGGCGUGUACUGGGUUGGGCUGUUUCUCCUAGCAUCCAGGUGCUUCCACAUAUCUGUAAUACGCACGGGUUCAAGAGUACCGUCUGUCACAAAUACCGUAGAUAUUAUGGAGUAUCUACGGAUAGCUCAAUGAUUAGAACAGACUGUAAGCGCUGGUAGAAGAUGAAGGGAUGCGCGAGGAACACAAUCCUAUGGACUCUCCUGCUUCAAUUGGACUGGUGACGACAAGAAUAAUAGCCCGAGAGACCUGCUCGAAUGAUGAUCGAGUGAAGUCAAG
Molecule: messenger RNA, 4073 nt
Organism: Monascus purpureus
Lineage: Eukaryota; Fungi; Ascomycota; Eurotiomycetes; Eurotiales; Aspergillaceae
Source: the annotation of a GenBank genome assembly